Messenger RNA from Linum tenue, 654 nucleotides. The record is from the annotation of a GenBank genome assembly. Lineage: Eukaryota; Viridiplantae; Streptophyta; Magnoliopsida; Malpighiales; Linaceae.
AUGGGCAAACACAACCACCAGAGGCCGUCACAGUCCGGCCGGACGAAUCUGGCAUCCUGCAUCGUCGCCACAAUCUUCCUAAUCUUCCUCGUCAUCAUCCUCCUCAUCGUCUUCUUCACCGUCUUCAAGCCCAAGGACCCCAAGAUCUCCGUCAACGCCGUCCAGCUCCCCUCCUUCUCCAUCUCCAACAACACCGUCAAUUUCACCAUCACCCAGUACGUCUCCCUCACCAACCCAAAUCGGGCCUCCUUCUCCCACUACGACAGCACCCUCCAGCUCGUCUACGCCGGGUCCCAGGUCGGGUUCAUGUUCAUACCCGCGGGCAAAAUCGAGUCGGGUCGGACCCAGAACAUGGUCGCCUCCUUCUCCGUCCAGUCCUUCCCGCUCUCGUCGAACCCGGAAGCCGCCGUCAAUUUAGGAGGCGCUGCGGUUUUCCCCGGAGUCGGCGUCGGUGGCGGGUUCCCUGCUGUUGGGGUCGGGCCGGGCGGCGGAGCCGGGUACAGGGUCGGGCCGACGAUGGAGAUCGAGUCGAUGAUUCGGAUGGCGGGUCGGGUCAGGGUGCUCCACUUCUUCACCCACCACGUGGAGGGUAAGGCGGCGUGCCGGGUCGCCAUUUCUGUUACUGAUGGAUCUGUGCUUGGCUUCCAUUGCUAG